Messenger RNA from Heteronotia binoei (common prickly gecko), 4875 nucleotides. It is a transcript of the gene BAAT, whose product is annotated as bile acid-CoA:amino acid N-acyltransferase. The record is from RefSeq and is a predicted model, not a curated record. Gene Ontology annotation, molecular function: fatty acyl-CoA hydrolase activity. Lineage: Eukaryota; Metazoa; Chordata; Lepidosauria; Squamata; Gekkonidae. The transcript is spliced from 3 exons. The coding region runs from base 27 to 1289 and encodes 420 amino acids. Gene Ontology annotation, biological process: acyl-CoA metabolic process; fatty acid metabolic process. Gene Ontology annotation, cellular component: peroxisome.
UCGAAGGAAGCUUUCCUGCUUCAAUAAUGGCGACGAUCACCGCUACUCCAAAGUCUUCCCUUGCUGAUGAGCCCCUGAAAAUCAGUGUGACCGGUCUGGAGCCCUCCCAGCUCGUGACCAUCCAGGCUUCACUGACCGAUGAGAGGGGGGUGCUCUUCCAAGCCAGAGCUUUUUACUGGACAGACAAGAAUGGCCAAGUGGAUCUCAUGAGAGACGCUGCCCAAGGAGGGGAUUAUUCCGGUGUGCAGCCGAUGGGCCUUCUCUUGUUCUUGAAGCCAGAUAAGCCCUUUUCGAGGCUGAUGAAACGAGAUGUGAUUAACACCCCCUACGAGGUCCGCCUGGAUGUGUUUGAUUCAUUUCAGAUGGUUUCCCUGCCUCAUGAGCAGUCCCUGGCCAGCCAGACGGUGGAGAGGUGGUACGCAGCUCCCGGUGUGCAGAGGAUCCUGGUCAGGCAUGGAAAAGUCCGUGGAGCUCUCUUUCUUCCCGCAGGACAAGGUCCGUUCCCUGGUGUAAUUGACAUUUUUGGUGGUGUUGGUGGUCUGACUGAAUUUCGGGCCAGUCUUCUUGCCAGCCGUGGUUUUGCAACUUUGGCUCUAGCCUACUUCGGUUAUGAAGAUCUUCCCUGUUGCCUGGGCCCAAUGGAUCUGGGAUAUUUUGAGGAGGCUGCCAAUUUUCUCCUGAACCAUCCCAAGGUUCGUGGGCCAAGACUUGGAAUAGUGGGUAUAUGCAAAGGGGCAGAGAUUGCAUUGGCCAUGGCGACAUACUUGCCACAGAUUGGAGCUACAGUUUGCAUCAAUGGGACCCAUGCUGUCCAUGGAUAUGUUCUCUAUUACCGAGACUUCUGCAUCCAACCAAUCCCAUACAAACACGAACGUAUGCUAAUAACUCACCAGGGAGUUGUUGAUUUGUCUAACAUUUUUGAAGACCCACGAGCCAAGUUGCAUCAAGAUAGUGUCUUACCUGUGGAAAAAGCCCAAGGAAAGAUCCUCUUAAUUGUAGGAGAAAGUGACAGGAACUACAACAGCAAGGCUUUUGCCACAGAAAUCAUGGAGAGGAUGAAGAAGUUUGGGAAAACCCACUGUGCCCUUCUUUCCUAUCCAAAUGCUGGGCACCUGAUAGAACCUCCAGCCUCGCCAUUCUGUAAUGAGUCCUGGUUACCUUUUGUCUCCCGCCCUGUUUUGUGGGGAGGGGAUGCCGAAGCCCAUGUUGCAGCGCAAGUCCAUUCUUGGAGAGAGAUCCAGAAAUUUCUCCAUCUCCACCUUGGUCCAACUCAAUCCAGUAGCCUUUGAAACCUACACCUUAUAACUUAAGCAGACCCUUCAUCAAUGUGAUUCUAAACCAAUAAUUGAUCAAUUAUGUUACGAGCAGAUGUCUGAAGUGCAGAGAUGGUUGAACACUGCAAAGGAAUGGAAGGUUAGCAGUUAACGGGAUUUCUAUGCAUACUUCUAAAUAUCCGGUGUGAGGGAGGGGGCUAAGCAACAGGUGUUGGUGGUCAUCGGCAUGCCCUACUUCAGGGGGCCAGGCUAAACAUUGCAAGCAGAUGUAUGUGGCACAACUGUGGUCACUUUUUAAAAUAAAUUUGAAACCAACUUUAGGAAGGGUGAUCCAGAAUGGAAAAUAAUUGAGUGGGGAAAGGCUAAAACAGUUUCCCCAAUCUUGAUGAGACUACAAGCAUUUUCUGGAUGUUUUAAAGAGGCGCAGUGGGCAGUGCUGCCACCAAAUGAACACCACGGGGGCAUUCACAAAUGGUUGUCAUCGGAAGUUGGGACCCAGUUACAAAACGUUGGGAAGCUGCAAGCCAAGCUUUUCCCUACCAUGGAGGCAGCUGUUUUUUGAAUUGCUGUUCCUUUGCAGAAACCUAAGUGAUGCCUCCUGGAUUCUUUUGAAGCACCAGGGAGGUGGAGAGAAGCUAAGAGUGGCUUUUUGUUUGGGGGAAGAAAGAAGUAGGUGCCAAGGAACCCACUGGUGGGCACAUUGGCACUCACUGGCACCAUUUUGGAGUUCACUGGGAUAAAGUAUAUAUUUCUGCCUCCCACCCCCAUUGUUGCUAUCUUUUCAAAAAAGGCUGCCUAGAUCAUGUGGACAUUUAGAUGGAUGUCUGAACAUUGUUGCUAUAGCACUUUAUUUUCAGACUACCCUCUGUUAGGCUUAUUGAUUUGGUUUUGCAGCCAGUGUGGUAUAGUGGUGAAGAGUGGCAGACUCUAAUCUGGAGGCAGCUGUUUUUGAGGCUGUUCCUUUGCAUUCACCUAAGUGGUGCCUCCUGGAUUCUUUCAAAGCACCAGGGAUCUGUAGGGAAGCUAGGAGUGGUUUUUUAUUUGGGGGAAGAGAUGCUUUGCUGAAGAUAAAAACAAGAAAACAGUCGAUGGGCACGUUGGCACUCUUAGGCAUCAUAAGAACAUAAGAGAAGCCAUGUUGGAUCAGCCAAUUGCCCAUCCAGUCCAACACUGUGUCACACAGUGGCCAAAAAAACCAAGUGCCAUCAAGAGGUCCACCAGUGGGGCUAGAAGCCCUUGCACUGUGCCUCCCCAAACACAAGAAUACAGAGCAUCACUGCCUCGGACAGAGAGUUCCAACAAUAAGCUGUAGCUAAUAGCUCCAUAUGAUUAUCCAUUCCCCUCUUGAAGCUGUCUAUGCUUGUAGCCACCACCACCUCCUGUAGCAGUGAAUUCCACAUGUUAAUCACCCUUUGGGUGAAGUACUUUCUUUUAUCAGUUCUAACCCAACUGCUCAGUAGUUUUCAUUGAAUGCCCACGAGUUCUUGUAUUGUGAGAAAGGGAGAAAAGUACUUCUUUCUCUACCUUCUCUAUUCCAUGUAUAAUCUUGUAAACCUCUAUCAUGUCACCCCGCAGUUGAUGUUUCUCCAAGUUAGAGCCCCAAGCGUUUUAACUUUUCUUCAUAGGGAAAGUGUUCCAACCCUUUAAUCAUUCUAGUCGCCCUUUUCUGCAUUUUUUCCAAUGCUAUAAUAUCCUUUUUGAGGUGCGGUGACCAGAAUUGUACACUAUUCCAAAUGAGACCGCACCAUCGAUUUAUACAGGGGCAUUAUGAUACUGGCUGAUUUGUUUUCAAUUCCCUUCCUAAUAAUUCCCAGCAUGGUGUUGGCCUUUUUUAUUGCAAUCACACUGUCUUGACAUUUUCAAUGAAUUACCUAUUAUGACCCCAAGAUCUCUCUUUUGGUCAGUCUCUGCCAGUUCACACCCCAUCAACUUGUAUUUAUAGUUUGGAUUUUUGGCCCCAAUGUGCAUUACUUUGCACUUGGCCACAUUGAACCUCAUCUGCCAUGUUGAUGCCCACUCACCCAGCCUCAACAGAUCCCUUUGGAGUGCCUCACAAACCUCUCUGGUUCUCACCACCCUGAACAAUUUAGUGUCAUGUUGGACUUCACUGGCAUAAAAUACACCUUUCUGCCUCCCACCCCCUUUGUGAUUUGUUAUCUUUUCCAAAAAAGCAGCCUGGGUCAUGUGCACAUUAAAUGGAUAUCUGCAAAUUGCUGCAAUAGCACCUUAUUUUCAGAUUUCCUUCUGUUGUGCUUAUCAGUUUGGCUUUGCAGACAGUGUGGUGUAGUGGUUAAAAGCAGUGAACUCUAAUGUGGAGAACCGGGUUUGAUUUUCCACUCUUCCACAUGAAGCCAGCUGGGUGACCUUAGGUCAGUCACAGUUCUCUCAGAACUUUCUCAGCCCCACCUACUUGACAAGGUGCCUGUUGUGGGGAGAGGAAGGAAAGAUGAUUGUAAACUGCUUUGAGACUCCUUAAGGUGAAGUCAGGAAUUCUUCCAGGGACACAUAUUUACCAGAUAUGAAAGGGACAUCUAAAAGGAUGAGGUUAUCUGCUCUGUGCAGAGUCUAACUAGGCUGUUCUGAAUGUUCAAGGAAUAAUUGAGUUGCAUAGUAUACAGAGCACCAGGCUUGGACUGUAAAGAUUUAAUUCCAAUCCCAGUUGGCCUGAAAGCUCAGUGUGAGCACAUGGUUGUCUUUCAGCCUUGCAGUGUGGAUACAGCAGAAAGUUUCAUGUGUGCUGACCUAUGUUUCCUGUAGAAAAAAAGGUGGGAUACAAAAGUACAUAAUAGCUUGAAAACCAUCUUAACAGUAACUGAGGCUUGGACUGGGCAAUUGUCAAUAAUGUGUGUCCUUAAAAGUAAGUGCUCCAGUCCUUCAAGGGAGAGAAACAGUUUAUAUGCUUGAAUUGGGGCUCUGCAUUUGCUAGAUGUUGAUGUGAUCUGCCCUGCAACAGGCAUUUUGAUGUGAGGAAUCCAGUACAAUUCUCAUCGACACUCCCCAGUGUGAAUGUGGCAUGUACUGCCAUUCCCAUAGCGAGGUGGAGAAUCUGCACCCCUAACCUUGUGUUUCAGAAUGAUGCGUGUGGUUCAUUGCACAUGGGAGGAUUAAGGAUGAGACUCCACCAAAUGAUUGGAAUUGAUUUCACACAGUGAACUUUGAUCAACUUUAAAAAAUGAGAAUGGGAGAAUCCAUGCAUAUGGAGGAAAAAGAAUUUAAAGGAUCGUGUUCAUGAUUCAGGUCUUCAGCCUUUGUUUCCAGCAUUCUUGGGGCUAAAAAGCGGAAGAUGCAGAACAGAAAAGGUUUGACAUAUAUAAUGAUGCUGGGAAAGAGUGAAGCCAAGUAUGAUUGCUAAGAGUCCCAGGUUAAAGUGAAUGUCCCCAAAUAGAUAUGUAUUUCCCUAGUUAUAGAAUAUACACAAAUGAGUGAUGAAUGUCACAUUUAAGGGAGAUUGUGACCAUUCACACAAAAAUGUGACUGGGAUUGUCAACAGCUUUAUGGUGGGCUAGUUGCGGGAAUGAAAUGAAAUGAUUUUGUAUAUGUUUCUUUGCUUACUCUAAGAAGCUCUUUAAGGAAGGGUAGAAUAAAACAGUGAUAAAUAAAA